UGCCCUUCAGCAUACACACAGUCCCCUCUGGGUUGACAAUUAGACCAGCUUAGUACCCUUGUUUUCAGUCACGACCAAGACAUGAGGUACGGUCGAAACUGUAAUCAACAGUAUUGAUGGUCCUAAACGAAACGUUAGUCUGGGAGAAAAUCAUUUACGUCUGGGCCGGAUCUCGAUCCAGUCCUUAAAUAACAACUUUCGCGGCCUACAAGCUGCUUGUUUUUUUGCCCAUUCUCCCAGGCUCCUCGUGUGGUUAUCUUCUGUCCGAUCAUGAACUCAUCUUCCUCUUUCGAAGUUAUUGUUCCUUGUCACGCGCUCAGACCUGACGACCCCAAAGAUACCGCUUGGAUUCGUGCGCUAGAAUUCAAGCUGAACCCUUAUCUUCUCGAACCUUCGGCUAGCGCUUCCAUUGCGAUUAACCACUCUUGGUCUUCUGUUCUCUCCGCUUUAAUCCUUCGUGAUAUUCAACAAGGGGCUCUUGGCCCUCGUGUUCACGUUUGGAAACCAAAGCGCUGUGUUGUUGUCUACAAUCUUUUGCCAAUGCCUCAUGGCAUUGACCGCGCCUGGUCCAUUGAAUCCUCGAGCGAGGAUGGCCUCAUCCCCGCCAAUGGAGGCGAUGCAUGGAGGGUCAUGUGUCUCCAAUCUGCUCGCAAUGCCACUUGGAUCUACUGCCCUGACAUAUCCAAUGAAACUGACGCCGAGUUGCCUUCUCACAUUCAGCAAAUCGUUGAAUCUUGCCACCACAACCCAAUUCAUCUCGUCAAAGCCGCCGAGUCUCCUGUAAUUCCCGCUCCUGAUUCUCCUGUGAUUCCUACUCCUGUGCGGAACCCUGCCCCUUCCUGUGGCCGUUCAUACUCUUACCUUUCCUUCGGUUCGAGCUCCUUGGUGGAUCGAUCUUUUCUCGGAGAUUGUUCGGACUCGCCCCUUUCCAUCUCUCCAGCUUCCUUUCUGGGGCCCUUCACGCCUUCUGCCUGUGACAGUCCCAUAAUAAUGUGCCUCCAAUCUCCCUACCCUCUAAUCUCCGAGUUGGGUAAAAUGACUCCCACACUAUCCGACCAAUCAAUCGCAAGGGACCUCAACGUGAAGGCGUCGAAACAACUUUACGAUGCUCCUCGUCGUCCCAGUUCAAUGCCGACCUACAUUCCAGCCAUCACACCAAGCACUACCGUCCACGACCACGAUGAAAUGGACCCUGUGCGCAUCUGUGGACCUCGGCUCGUGAUGAACUCUCCAGUGAUACGCUCGUCUUUCUAUGCGUUUGGGGGAUCUGACGAUGACUUGGACUUCAUUCUGCCGUUCCAACGUCCCACUGACACCCGGGGGCCUGCCCAACUUGAUGUUGCAGUUGAGUCGAAGGGAAAGGUGUCAAAUAGUGGCAAGAGGCAGAUACUAGCAAAAGUUGUCCAGUUUGUUUGCUCUGCUAGAGCAUCACGGAGAAUUUUCUGAGAGAAUGCCACGGCCUCGUUUUUAUGACCCCCGACUGGCCUAUUACCUACCAUUUGGUAUUCGUUCGAUUCUGCUUCUCCCACCGGGGAUAUUUUGCAAAUGGCUAGUCCGUGCCUAAUUUAAUUCUCGGUUUCUUCCCGUAACGUCCUCUCAGUGGUCCUUUGCACUGGGUUGUGCACUCCCAUGAUUUUUCGUCUGGAUUCCUUUCAUUUGCAUAUACGCCGUUACGUUUUCACCAAAAUAUCACAUGAAGUCACUAAAGGUUCUGAUCCCAGAGACCUAAGUACUAGGCGAAGCGGACUGUCCUGUCCGCAGGGAGCUGAAGAACUCCUGGUAGGCAUGGUCGAUAUCAAAUAGCAUCUGUGGUCGUCCACGUCAGGUGAACUUAAAUUU
Molecule: messenger RNA, 1839 nt
Organism: Cantharellus anzutake
Lineage: Eukaryota; Fungi; Basidiomycota; Agaricomycetes; Cantharellales; Hydnaceae
Exons: 2
Coding region: 271-1446 (391 amino acids)
Source: RefSeq, a predicted model, not a curated record